AGUCCCGCGGCCCAUGGAGAUCCCCCUCAAGUCCCUCCCCGGCGGGCGGGCCGCCGCCAGCGGCAGAAACAUGAUGACUCAGUCAGAUUUAGAUCUAAAAGAGACAACUUUGAAAGAGGAUUUGAAGUUUUACUUCAUGAACCCAUGUGAAAAAUACAGAGCAAGACGUCAGAUACCAUGGAAACUGGCUUUGCAGAUUUUGAAGAUACUUAUGGUUACGACACAGCUUGUUUUUUUUGGUUUGAGUAACCAGCUGGUGGUCUCAUUCAAAGAGGAAAACAUUGUUGCUUUUAAACACCUAUUCCUGAAGGGCUAUUCUGGAGCUGAUGAAGACGACUACAGCUGCAGUAUAUAUACACAACAGGAUGCUUAUGAUAGCAUUUUUUAUGUUAUUAAUCAGUACAGGCACUUAAAGAACAUAUCCCUGGGGACACUUGGUUAUGAGCAUGAAGAAUCAGGUCUAAAAAUCUGUAAACAGCAGUACAAGAGAGGCACAAUGCUUCCUUCCAAUGAUACACUGAGCAUAGAUGUUUCUACUGAAACAGAAUGUAUCCUUUUAAAGCCAAAGGAACUAACUGGUAAGAAGGUUGAACUGAAGCUGAACUCUUCUUUUUUCAAUCUUGAAUUUUACAGGCUUAUACAGGUUGAAAUCUCCUUCAAGCUGAAAGGCAUUGCUCUUCAGACAAUCCAUGCUCGUGAAUUGCCUGACUGCUAUGCAUUUCAAAACACUAUAACUUUCAAUAAUAGAGCCCACAGUGGAAAAAUCAAGGUCUAUUUUGAUAGUGACACCGACAUUCAGGAAUGCAAAGACUGGCACAUAUUUAACUCAGUUUUAAACUACUAUUCCAGUGAAUACUGUUGUAUGGAACUUGAACAUUGCCACAUUUUUCAUCCAAGGCGACCUGUAGCUAAACAUCUAAAUGCUUGUCAACAGAGAUUUGUGAAUUUCUUCCUGGAGAAAUACAAGCGCCGCGUCUGCUAUGCUGACCGCCUGGAGUUCCUGAACGGGUGGUAUGUCCUGGUAAUUAUCAGUGAUGUGAUGACAAUCAUUGGGUCAAUCCUAAAAAUGGAAAUAAAAGCCAAGAACCUCACAAGUUAUGAUGUCUGCAGCAUUUUACUUGGAACAUCAACUUUGUUUGUCUGGGUUGGAGUCAUCCGAUACCUGGGAUAUUUUCAAACCUACAAUGUGCUCAUUUUGACUAUGCAGGCAUCGUUGCCGAAAGUGCUGCGGUUUUGUUGUUGUGCUGGGAUGAUCUAUCUUGGCUAUACUUUCUGUGGUUGGAUUGUCCUGGGACCUUAUCAUGAGAAGUUUGAAGAUCUGAACACAGUGGCUGAAUGUCUGUUUUCUUUGGUCAAUGGUGAUGAUAUGUUUGCCACAUUUGCUCAAAUCCAAGAGAAGAGUUCCCUGGUGUGGAUGUUCAGCCGGUUAUAUCUGUACUCCUUCAUUAGUCUGUUUAUAUACAUGAUCCUCAGCCUUUUUAUUGCACUCAUUACUGACUCCUAUGACACCAUAAAGAAAUACCAACAAAGUGGUUUUCCAGCAACAGAUUUACAUGAAUUUCUAAAAGACCAUAGCAGCGCUGGCUACAGAAAAGACAGAACAACUUUUCCGCUCAUCUGCUGCUGCAGGAGACAACAGAGUGAUGACAACUUGAUACUUAUUAAUUGAUGGCUGCACAUUGAAAUUCACUACUGAUAUAUGCAAAGAAAGCAUAGUGGUAUGGAGAAGGAUAAUUCUCCAAAUUGCAGUGGAACCUGCCAUCUGGAUCUGCCUCAUGAACAGACUUGUCUUAGCUAAUUAAGGUUUUGGGGCAAGAAAGGUAUUGAUGUGGCUGACAACAGGAGACCCAGCAGCUGUGUCUGGAGAAGAGCUGUGAAGAAUUCUGUAUUCUUGCCUCAAGUUCUGUCAUGUUAGAGAAAACUGAUCCUUGAGCAUUGUCUGUGGAAGCUCUGUUUGCUAAUGACAUUGAGGAGAAAGGAAAAUGGCCUUGAAUCAACUGUUGUUGUUAAUAAGAAAAAGAAUGAUACAAAAAUAA
Messenger RNA from Pyrgilauda ruficollis (rufous-necked snowfinch), 2036 nucleotides. It is a transcript of the gene MCOLN2, whose product is annotated as mucolipin TRP cation channel 2. NCBI's taxonomy places the organism in Eukaryota, Metazoa, Chordata, Aves, Passeriformes, Passeridae. Gene Ontology annotation, molecular function: NAADP-sensitive calcium-release channel activity. Bases 14 to 1669 code for a protein of 551 amino acids. Gene Ontology annotation, cellular component: plasma membrane; lysosomal membrane. The record is from RefSeq and is a predicted model, not a curated record. The transcript has 13 exons.